Messenger RNA from Neoarius graeffei (lesser salmon catfish), 3453 nucleotides. RefSeq names its product ddb1 and cul4 associated factor 5 (gene dcaf5). Gene Ontology annotation, cellular component: cytoplasm; Cul4-RING E3 ubiquitin ligase complex. Gene Ontology annotation, molecular function: protein binding. Gene Ontology annotation, biological process: negative regulation of fatty acid biosynthetic process. The transcript is spliced from 8 exons. The coding region runs from base 188 to 2467 and encodes 759 amino acids. The record is from RefSeq and is a predicted model, not a curated record. NCBI's taxonomy places the organism in Eukaryota, Metazoa, Chordata, Actinopteri, Siluriformes, Ariidae.
GAAGCCGGAAGCGAAUGGCGGCGGGGUCAGAGGAGGAAACGCAGGAGCAGCUGGGGAGAAUAGGCGCGCGCGCACACAAACAAAAUGCGGUCGGGGCGGCCGGUGUGAGGAGCGCGAGCUGAGCGAUCCGGAGAGCGCGGACAGGGGGAGAGCGGGGAGAGGAGAGCGCGGAGGGGAGAGCGGGAGGAUGAGGGAGACUCGGGGCUGCGGGAUGCGCUGCUCGGUGGGCUUCCUGGCCCGCAGGGUGAUGAGCGGCCGCCCGCUGCUGAAGGAGGAUUUCCAGCGGCGCAGACUGGCGGCCUGCAGCAGCCUCUACCGCCGCGACCUGCUGGGACACUACGGCUGCGUCAACGCCAUCGAGUUCUCCAACAACGGGGGACAGUGGCUGGUGUCCGGUGGUGAUGACCGGCGUGUGUUAUUGUGGCACAUGGAGAAAUCUCUUCAGUCUCGAGCCAAACCUCUCAAACUGAAGGGGGAGCACUUAUCUAACAUCUUCUGUCUCGCCUUCGACAGCACCAAUACACGCGUCUUCUCCGGGGGAAACGAUGAGCAGGUGAUUCUGCAUGACGUGGAGCGUGGGGAGACGCUGAACGUGUUUCUCCAUGAUGAUGCAGUGUACGGUCUAUCUGUCAGCCCCGUUAAUGAUCAUGUGUUUGCCAGUUCAUCAGACGAUGGGCGUGUCCUCAUCUGGGACACACGGGAACCCCCCCAUGGAGAGCCGUUCUGCUUGGCGAAUUAUCCGUCUGCGUUCCACAGUGUGAUGUUUAACCCCGUGGAGCCACGCCUACUCGCCACAGCCAAUUCUAAAGAGGGUGUCGGCCUGUGGGACAUCCGCAAACCGCGCAGUUCCCUCCUGCGGUAUGGGGGUUCUCUGUCUCUGCAGAGUGCGAUGAGUGUGCGCUUUAACAGUGCAGGGACGCAGCUGCUGGCUCUGCGCAGGCGCCUGCCCCCCGUCCUGUACGAGCUGCACUCUCGCCUGCCUAGCUUCCAGUUUGAUAACCAGGGAUACUUCAACUCCUGCACCAUGAAGAGCUGCUGCUUCGCUGGGGACCGCGACCAGUAUAUCCUGUCUGGCUCUGAUGACUUUAAUCUCUACAUGUGGAAAAUUCCCAAAGACCCAGACUCAGUGGGCAGAGUGGUAAAUGGGGCGUUCAUGGUGUUGAAGGGUCAUCGCUCCAUUGUGAAUCAGGUCCGCUUUAAUCCACACACCUACAUGAUUUGUUCCUCUGGGGUCGAGAAGGUCAUCAAGGUGUGGAGUCCGUACCAUCAGCCGGAGUGUGUGGGCGAUCUGGAGGGUCGGGUGGAGGAUAAGUCUCGUUCUCUCUACACACAUGAGGAGUAUAUCAGUCUGGUGCUGAACAGCGGCAGCGGCCUGUCACAUGACUACGUCAGCCAAUCGGAGCAGGAGGAUCCACGCAUGAUGGCCUUCUUUGAUUCGCUCGUGCGCCGUGAGAUCGAAGGCUGGAGCUCUGACUCGGAUUCUGACCUGAGCGAAGGCGCCAUUCUGCAGCUGCAUGCCAGGGGGCGUGGCCACACCCGCUCCACCAACCACGGAGUCUCCACAAAUCAGUCUCCACCCACCGAAGUGAUCAGCAGUCGGCAGAGCGAUUCGGAUCACUCUUCUUCCUCGUCCUCCUCCUCGUCCUUAUUAUCCGGUCCUGCUUCCGGGAGUGACAGGGCGGAUCCUGAUGCUAUAGGCUCACACAGACGGGGAAGAGCGGGGUCAAGACGAGCAUCCACGUUCCUAUUGGAUGUGGUGAAUGAGGACUCUGAUUCCAGUAGUUUCUGGUUGGACCCCUUGCCCCGUCCACGCUCUCCCAGUCCGCGUGAGAACUCCAGCCUCUCGAGGACCACCAGCCCAAGCUCCUCCCCUAGCACAUCCUCUACCUCCUCAUCCAAUAGUGAUGGAGAAGAGGCGGAGCUUCAGAGGAGCAGAGUGCGACAACGUAAUGCAGCGAGGAAGCAGGGCCGGACACGCUGGUCACGCUUCAACUCCACCCACUCUCUUCAGAGCGCCACGGAUCACAGCAACUACCCCAAAAUAUCUCUUCAUGAUUCAACGUCUCCUUCAUCGUCCGGGGACGAGAGCCGGCCAAUCAGAAGCGGGGGUAAAAAUAAGGGGCAUGGCCUCACUUCUAGCCCCGGCCCUUCUUCAGGAAGCCAUACAGAGACGCACCUACGAGUCAGAGGUCGCUUCACUGAAGCCAUAGAGAGGGCGGAGUCAAGAAUUGAUCAGAGAGAAGAGCUGGGGGCGGGGAAAAGCAGUGAGGACGAAUUGAACAGCUCAGGAGUGUGCGGAAACUCCAGCGCUCAUGAUGAGAGCUGUGUAGACUCGACUCUUCCGGAAUCCUCAGAAGGAGCGGAGCCUGACUCAAACUCGACAGGCUCUAGGACUGGAAAACGGACGCGCUUCGGAUCCGAACCUGAGGAGGAGGAGCCUCCGUCAGAAAAAAAGUUGAAGACGUGAUGUUCUAAGUUAAACUGGCUUCUUAUUGGCUUGUUGAUUUUGUGUGUUUCAUUUACAGCCUGCUGUGUGUUCAGAGGCGGAGCAGCAUAAAAAAAAAAAUCCUUUAUUUCUUUUAGAUGAAUAAGUGUCACGCUCUUCACCUCCAGAAGGGGGCAGCAUUUCAUUUCAGACUUUUAUUUCAAGAAGUUGUGUUUUUAUGAGGUCACUUUCAGUGUAAACUUACUGCCUGCACUCUAAAGGUCUUUAUAGACACAGUGUGAUGUGAAUAAACAUCGUUAAUGUUCACGGUAAAUGUGACGUGUUUAUGCGAGCGUUCCUUAGAAACAGUCGCAUGACAACGGACUCGACGUGUAAUGAGCUGGGGCGUGUUCUUUUACAAAAACGUGGGGGGAAGACCGUUUGGGUCCACCCUGUCCUGAACAGUCAGUGAGAAGGCGACGAGUCUCACUGAGACGGAUAUCAAACUUCACCACGUAGCAAAGUAGCGCUGUGGCCCGUUGCUGGCCACGGCCCGUCUUCAUGGCCGAGCGCCCCUCGUAUUUUCCCCAGACUUUGACUUUAAUGUUAUCGUUAUCAUUUUUGUUGUCCUUGUCAAACAGCGCAGGGAUUUGAGGCACAAGCUGAAUGUGAGACUCCGCCCACCUGCAGCAGGGUGAUGACGUUUCCACAGCCUGUGCCCUGAUUGGUUGAAUGUGUUUCUUUCGCGGAACAGUUAUUACAAAAAUUUAACCUGCUGUGGAAAAAAAUAAAUGUCACUUUUUUGCACAAGGACAUUCAUCUUUGAUGUCUGCGUGUUCAUUUACGAGAUAUUCAUUCAAAAAAAAUAUUUUCAGAUGAAAAAAUUGUAACGACAAAUCAUGACGGAAUGUGUAAAGACCGUAAAAGCGGAACAGGUUUCGAACUAAAUGGCUAAUUUAAAGGAAAACUCCGGAGUGAAAUGCUUUUUAGGUCUAUUUUCGCAUUAUUGGGAGUGCAUGCGCUGGGUU